UACUUUCACCCUCAUGCGUUACUUCAGACCUUUAUUUUGGAAACAGACCAACAUCCGGUCGUGCGACGGUCGUUGACUUUAACAAACCGGCUAAGAGCAAAAGUACUUAACCAAAGAUGUCUUCUGAUCCUCUGAAGAAGCGGAAGACCAAAGUGAUCCGGAAUGAUGGAGGGACCCCUGAAACCAAACGGCUUCGAGGAGAAGGAGACCAGGAUGUGCGUACCUACAAUGAAGAAGCAGAACUGGAGAGUCGAGACCCAGAACAAGAUUACACGCUGUAUAAAAACACCUGUGAGACAUUGGCUACACUGAUGGGUGAAAUCCAAGAGCUGAAAGCCAGUGGCGCUAAAGAAGGGAGUGUUGAGGUUGAAACAAAGCGCAAGCAAGGAUGUGUUCACUUCAUCACUCUGAAGAAGCUGAAUCGUCUGUCUCACAUGAGACUGAAGAAAGCACGCGAUCAGACGCACGAGUCGAAGCAGAAAGUGGACGUGUUGCACCUACAGCUUCAGAAUCUCCUCUAUGAAGUCAUGCAUCUUCAGAAAGAAAUUGGCAAAUGCCUUGAGUUCAAGUCCCAGCAUGAAGAGAUUGAGCUGGUCAGUGUGGAUGAGUUCUUUAAGGAGGCCCCAGCUGAAAUCUCCCGCCCUCAUCUCACCAAAAACGACCCUCACCAGCUCACGCUUGCUCGGCUGGACUGGGAUUUGGAGCAGAGGAAGAGGUUGGCUGAGCAGUAUAAGAGCUCGCUGUGCACUAAGGAAAAGAUCUUGAAAGGAAUUGAGUUGAAGAAGGAGUAUCUGAGCAGUCUUCAGCCAGGCCUACAGGCCAUCAUGCAGGCGUCUCUGCCCGUGCAGGAGUACUUGUCCAUGCCAUUUGAGCAUGUGCAGAAACAGACCGAGGUCGCACGACACCUUCCUCCCCCUCUGUACGUGCUGCUUGUGCAGGCCAGUGCUUAUGGACAAGCUUGUGACAAGAAUCUGUCCGUGUCCAUCAGUGGAGAUGUGGAUGAAGCCAAAGCUCUUUCCAGACCACCCGAAGAUUCUCAAGAUGAUGAGAGUGAUUCUGAUGCAGAGGAGGAACAACAGAACACUAAACGGCGGCGAGGUACCGUUGGGGUUCAGCUCGAUGAUAAGCGUAAUAAAAUGCUGAAACGUCAUCCUCUCUCACUGUGCAUCGACCUGAAGUGUAAAGAUGGCAACGUGUUGCAUCUGUUUUUUUAUUACCUGAUGAACCUCAACAUUCUCACCGUCAAAGCGAAAGUUUCGGCCUCAGCAGACCUCUCGGGAGCCAUCAGCGCAGGGGAGCUGCUAAACCCAGAAUCUCUGUUGAACUGCCUGUAUGCUUCUGAUGACGGCCAAGAAACCCCCAACCCUACCAACCGCUACCAGUUUGACAAAGUGGGCAUCACAACAUUUGCUGAUUAUGUGUUGGAACUUGGACAUCCAUACAUCUGGGUGCAGAAGCUUGGAGGAUUACAGUUUUCCAGUGACACACCACAGGUUGAAGGGGUGCACAGCUCUCUUAGUGCCAGUCAUAUGGAGAGCACCAUCAAGCUGCUGAGAGGACGUCUGCUGUCUCGUCUGGCUUUGCACAAGCAGUUCAGCUCUUUAGAGCACAGCAUAGUUCCCGUGUCCACCGAGUGUCAGCAUCUCUUCCCAGCUAAAGUGGUCUCACGCCUGGCUCGCUGGACUAUGAUGCGCUACGAGGAUUUCCUGGAGUUAGGAUUUGUGCAGCACGCGGUGAAGGCUGGCCUGGUGCGGGAGACCGACCUGUUCUUCAUGGCAAUUGUGGAGAGGGGAACAGCUCGUCUUCAGGCUGCAGUGGUGUUGAAUCCACGCUAUCCAGAGAUCACACCUCUCUUCUCACUCUCACUGCUCUGGAAAGGAGAGCGCAGCGGCCGCACCGACGAUAACCUGCGGGCAUUGGAGAGCGAGGUGAAUGUGUUUAGAUCUGAACUACAGGGACCUCGACCAGGCCUGCAGCUCCUGACCAAUCAGAUCCAGCGUCUGUGUGUGUGUCUCGACGUGUAUCUGGAGACCGAAAGCCAAGUGUGUGACGGCUCAGAGGGCCCAAUAGAAUUCCCAAGGGAGAAGAUGUGCUUACGCUCUGUCAGGGGACCUAAUCGUCUGAAGCCUUUUAAGUACAACCACCCGCAGGGCUUUUUCAGUCAUCGUUAAAUCUCUUUUCUCUACAUUUUACCUUUUUUUUUUUUUAUAGCUUGAAAAAUUUUCAAGUGUUUGACUCAAUAUUGUAAUGUUAUACUGUGUAGAAUAAGAAAUAAAACACUUUGUGAUA
This is a messenger RNA of Tachysurus vachellii, 2289 nucleotides long. RefSeq names its product THO complex 5 (gene thoc5). The coding region runs from base 117 to 2171 and encodes 684 amino acids. The transcript has 20 exons. NCBI's taxonomy places the organism in Eukaryota, Metazoa, Chordata, Actinopteri, Siluriformes, Bagridae. Gene Ontology annotation, biological process: mRNA export from nucleus; positive regulation of DNA-templated transcription, elongation. The record is from RefSeq and is a predicted model, not a curated record. Gene Ontology annotation, molecular function: mRNA binding. Gene Ontology annotation, cellular component: THO complex part of transcription export complex.